This is a messenger RNA of Lachancea mirantina, 648 nucleotides long. The record is from the annotation of a GenBank genome assembly. NCBI's taxonomy places the organism in Eukaryota, Fungi, Ascomycota, Saccharomycetes, Saccharomycetales, Saccharomycetaceae.
AUGAGUUUAAAGCCCCUUAAUAAUCCUGUGGGACACUACAAUGAUUUGCUAAAGAAAUAUCCAUUAUUGACCAAAUCGGUCACUGGAGCGUUGCUAGCAGCGCUAGGUGAAUUGAUCAGUCAGGUAAUCACGUCUAGGGAUGGUGAUCCUGUAUCUGCAAAACGCAGUCUUGGUCAACGGCUCAAAGAAUUGGUUCUUAAGCCACAGUACCGAAAGAUUCUGUUGAUGUUCCUGUAUGGAGGACUUGUAAACGCUCCUAUAAACCAUUUCUGUUAUCAAUGGAUAACCAAGGUAACGACGAAACACGUGACCACGGUUAGAUGGAGGCGUCUUUCACAGUUGUGUGGAUCCUGGUUUAUUGUAAGUCCAAUUCAAGUUUUAUUUCUGAUCACUGCGCUCACGGUAUCGAACCUACAAAAUUCGGCGGCCGAUUUCAAAGAAUUGCGUGCUAAAAUCCUUCAAAAUAUUAAGCACCGGUACCUGCCUAUGCUUUCUAGUGGGAUAAUCAGUUCAUCUGUCUUCGUUUCGAUCGCACAGCAGUGCAUUUCGCCUGAAAAAUGGUCUUUGUUCUUGAGUUUUGCUUACGCGUUUCUCAAUACUGGUCAGAACGUUUACAUGAAGAUGAAAUCAUCGAAAGGCAAGACAUAG